Clonostachys byssicola is the source of this 2382-nucleotide messenger RNA. The record is from the annotation of a GenBank genome assembly. Lineage: Eukaryota; Fungi; Ascomycota; Sordariomycetes; Hypocreales; Bionectriaceae.
AUGGAGGAGCUACGUCGCAACUAUUUUACACGGACGCGAAAGCCCUAUCCAACUGACCUGUUGUUCAACGAGAUUCGCUUAGUAGCUUUGCUACCAGGCAAAUGGAACGACGAUGUUCAAUGCGAGCUCUUCCGCGUUUCUGAUAGAAGCGGGACCAAAAGACCCCCUUAUCAGGCCUUGUCAUAUGCAUGGGGCGCACCGGGCCAGCAAGCGUCCCAUAUUCAAGUGAACGACUGUGAGUUCGCCGUGACUGCGAACCUCGGUGUAGCCUUGAGGUUCCUCCGGGACAACAAAGAGCCUAUAGUUCUCUGGAUAGACGCACUUUGUAUUAACCAGCAGAAUGAUAGAGAGCGCUCUUCUCAGGUCGCUAAAAUGCGCGAUAUAUACAAGGCAGCGAACCAAGUAAUCAUAUUCCUUGGGGAUGGUUCAAGCCAUAUAACAGGCAAAUCGCUUAGACGAGACCCUGGACCCUGUGUCCAGUUUACGGGAGACGAUUUAGAUGAGGACCUCAUAAAACAAUACAUGCGAAAGUGGGCGUCAUCGCUCACAACGAAACGGAUCUCGGCACCUGAGAUAUUCUGCCUCAUUGCUAUCUUCUCAAGACAGAUGAACUGCCUCGAGUUCUUGAAAGAAAUCCCAGUCCACUAUUUGGCUGCCAUUCUUGAGGCGGUCCGGACAAUGCUCACAGCUCGUUGGUGGGAUCGAAUCUGGGUUGUCCAAGAAGCCGUCGUGGCUGAUCAUUUGGUCGUGAGAUAUGGCAAUGCUUGCAUGCCCUGGAUGAUGCUCGCCACCGUAGCGAAUCUCUACCACCAAGGGGUUAUUUGGAAUUGUCCUGAUUCGUUCUCGUCAGAUGACGCAAAAGUCUUGCGACUUCUCACACGAGUGAGAGACCUGGACUACUUUCGGCAGACUUGGCGUGGCCAGUCCGGGAAUUUAGAUCUCCUUGCACUGCUCAGACAAUUCAGUAACCGCCAUUCUUCUGAUAGUCGGGAUAAAAUCUUUGCACUUCUGGGGCUUUGUGACCAAACGCAGACUCUGAGCCCCGACUAUUCGUGGGAUGAAGUAAUGGUCUAUGCGAAAUAUACCAUACAGAUGAUCCAGCAAAAAAAGUCACUCUCCCCAUUGAAUGGGGAUAUUGGCCGCAAAAACGGGCAAGACAUACCUUCUUGGGUGCCCGAUUGGAAGGCUACCUUUGACGAAUCUGACCGUGGACGACUGGCUCUUACGGAGCUGUACGACGCCUCUGGAGGGGUUGACAGUACUAUAUGGGUGGUUAAUGAUUUACGGAGACCACGUUGUUGUGGUAUUCAUGAUCGCGGUCCAUUCUUUCGGGGCAGAAGAAAUUGGCAAGGUUGGGAUCUCGACACAGCCACCUCGCAGGCUGAAGAGGGCAUGCUCCGAUUAAUUGAGUCUCUGGAAAACGAGAAUCGACCUGAAGCGUAUUUACCGAUAGAUGCCAAAUCGUCGCUGGAGCUUUAUGAGCGUAGCUUCAAAUGUGUAGGUGGAUGCGAUCGCAGGUUGCAGUCCCUAUUCAACAAGCUGAGCUCGUUCUGUCAUCCAGAUGGACAGAGACACCCCACGCGGUUUAUCAACCACAGCCUGCUGACCGUUUGGGGUAGCACUCGGAACGAUUGCGAAGAUGGGGCUUUGACAGCGACAGGGCGAUUCGUUGGUACUGUAUCCAAAGUCUUCGAGUCAUUAUACUCUUGCAACGACACAGAGGCAGUGCUAAAUGAAACGAAAUGCUGGUUUGUAGACUGGUUCAAGUUCUCUGUCGGCAGAGACUAUAACCCGUCAGAUUCGUCGGGAGACUAUAACCCGUUACAUUUCUCUACUGUAUUUGCAGAAACUCUGCUAUCCAGUGCCAAAAUAACCGAAAAAGGCAUUCAGAGGCUGGAAAUACAAGACAAGACUCAUUUGGUCUCUUGGUUGUGGCGCGUCGUUUGGAGAGGAGACCCGGCCAAACAAAUUCAUCAUCCUUCACAUACCCCGUCUCUCGUUGACGAAGAUUUGCCUGACCCCCUGGUUGCAGAAUCAUAUUCGGCUACAAUGCGGCUCUCCAUCACCAAACGGGUAUUUUUCUUUACGAAAGACGGCAGAAUUGGUAUGGGACCAAUAUCGAUGCGAGAGUCGGACGAGAUAUACGUCCUUCCUGGUGGGAAAAUGCCCUUUGUUCUCCGCAGAAUCCCUCACCAAAAAGAUGACGGACGUCGUGCUACACCCUUGGCAUUCAGCCUGGUGGGUGAAUGCUAUCUUCAUGGAUGUAUGGAUGGACAAAUGGGUUUGCCAAACGAGGGGGGGAUUUCGGACUAUAAUCACUGGUUCAAAUAUGAGUUGCCAGAGAAGAGUGAGACCAAUAUACGGUGGAUUGCUUUAGUUUAG